Molecule: messenger RNA, 616 nt
Organism: Cylindrotheca closterium
Lineage: Eukaryota; Bacillariophyta; Bacillariophyceae; Bacillariales; Bacillariaceae
Source: the annotation of a GenBank genome assembly
ACAGUACCAGGGUCUCUUUGAUGACACGACGACGGAUCGACGAACGGUGACACCAGGAGCCGAGUUCAUGGGAGAAAAUGUGGAGCUGCAAGGGUACCUAGGAGAGCCUUUGGUGCGCGGGAGGAAUUUAUACAAUCGGGUUCUCGGAACUCUUCUUGCAAGAACAAGGCAAGCCAUUGUGCAAAAGCAACUGAGCAUUGUCAGUAAUAUGAAGAAGAGUCCCCCAAAGGUGGAACUUAUUGCUUUUGAUACAGUCCGCCUAUACCUCAGCUAUUCGUUUCGCUUAGCAGCACCUCGUCUGUUGCCAGAAAUCCCAUUACCUAAUCAAAAUGGAGCUACUGCAUUUGGUUCUGGGUCAGGUCUCCCUCUCAAGAUUGAUCUAGUUUCAGACUACAAGCUGGAUCCCAAUUCCGGCCAAGUGACUGUUCACAAACUGGUGGAAACGAAAGUCAAUGGUCAACUCACUCCAGGUGAUAUGCUGUCUCGCUGGAUACAGCGAUUUUUGAAGUUGGAGAGUAGUAGUGUUGGGACAUCCAAUGGUGCCAGUGACGAGUUCUUCCAGACGUUUGUUGACGCAGUUUCAUGGUUUCGUACAUUUCGGCCUCCCGACCGAUAA